UCUUAACCAAAUCCUUAAUCGUCUCAUCAAACUCAACGCCACCAUUUCCAGUCCUCCUCGAGAUUCGGAGCUCUCCUCCGAUGGCGGCCCUAACCCGCCUUUCGAAACCCUCCUCCUCCUCCGCCUUCUCUUCCAUGGCGGCCUAUGUGUCGAGGUCCUUCGCCUCCGCUAUGGCGUCGGAGCCGACCGCCCCUUCUCCCUUCUCUCCGCCGCCGCCGCCGUUCGCUCUCAAGCCCAACCUCCCACGUCGAGAUCCGAAUGACAGGGACGUGCAGUGGGUCUUCCUCGGCUGCCCCGGCGUCGGAAAAGGCACCUACGCCAGCCGCCUCUGCAACCUCCUCGGCGUCCCCCACAUCGCAACCGGCGAUCUCGUCCGCGAAGAGCUCGCCUCCUCCGGUCCCCUCUCUCGACAGCUGUCUGAGAUUGUUAACCAGGGUAAGUUGGUUUCCGAUGAAAUAAUAAUAAGCUUGUUGUCGAAGAGGCUGGAGGCUGGGGAAGCUAAUGGUGAAUCUGGGUUUAUUCUUGAUGGUUUCCCUCGAACAAUAAAACAGGCGGAAAUACUGGUAGAGGUCAUCGACAUUGACAUGGUGUUAAAUUUGAAGCUUCGGGAAGAUGUGUUGCUUGAGAAAUGCCUUGGUAGAAGAAUUUGUGGUCAGUGUGGGAAAAACUUUAAUGUGGCGUCCAUUAAUGUUAAGGGCGAGGAUGGGAGACCUGGAAUGAGUAUGGCUCCACUCCUCCCCCCUCCAGAUUGUAUGUCAAAGCUGAUUACCAGAUCAGAUGAUACCGAAGAAGUUGUAAAAGAACGUUUCAGAGUAUACUAUGAAAAGAGUCAACCCGUUGAGGAAUUCUACCGUAGUAGAGGGAAGUUAUUGGAAUUCGAUUUGCCAGGAGGAAUUCCUGAAUCAUGGCCAAAGUUGCUUCAAGUUCUUAAUCUUGAUGAUCACGAGGACAAGCGAUAUGCUGCAGCAUAAGUUAUUCUACCGCCCCUAUUUAAUGGUCAACAUGCCAUUUGUUUGUGUGUUCGGUGCAUGCUACCAAAGGAACCUCCUUUUCCGAGAAUAAAUUACUUGAAAUUUCCGGAAAUUCUUUUACGGCUGGAUGCCCAGCUGACUCUUCAAUUUUGUUUGUCAUUUUAUUAUUUAAAGAGGAUUCGAAUACUAUUGUAAUAUGAGAGAGAGUUACAGUAAUUAUGAUUUUGGUAGGGACGUGAUUAAAGAGACAAUUUUGUGAUGACAAUUAACUUAAAAUAAGGAGGCUAAUUGACUUUGAUUUGUAUUGUCUGCAGAAUAAUGUUAAUUAUUGUGGUAAAGGAUUGUUGAGCUCGUAAAGCAUGUUGAAUUUGCAGCUGGCCGAGCUGGUUGGCUGGAGUAGUGCCAAGCAGUAAGUUAAUUCAGCUGCAACAUCAGAAAGGGGCACAAAACCAGCUCUUCACCACAAUAGUUUGGGUGGUGCAAGAUAGAUUGUGCUGUAUAUUUUACCUAAUUUACCUUCUCUAUGGUCAAAUUCAUAUACUUUAAAACCAUAUCGUCAGCAUGAAACCAUGAUUAUCUAAGUGGAAAUCAAAUGUAGUUUAGAACUUAAUAGGGACAUUUCUACCUGAUGAACAAUAUUA
Molecule: messenger RNA, 1612 nt
Organism: Morus notabilis
Lineage: Eukaryota; Viridiplantae; Streptophyta; Magnoliopsida; Rosales; Moraceae
Product: adenylate kinase 1, chloroplastic
Exons: 4
Coding region: 81-971 (296 amino acids)
Biological process (GO): nucleobase-containing compound metabolic process
Cellular component (GO): mitochondrion; cytoplasm
Molecular function (GO): ATP binding; AMP kinase activity
Source: RefSeq, a predicted model, not a curated record